CUCUUCAGUAAUGGUUCUCUUAACUUUCUCUAACAAUUACAACCUGCCCUUGCCAAAACCAACACUGCUGAAGAGCCAGAAUGCCCCAGUUUUUCUUCCCACUUAUGCAAACAAGAAGCCCUUGUGCAGGGAUCCCUCACCGGCUCCUUCCCGGCAAGGAGCCGAGCCCUGAGCUGCCCCUUCCCACACAGACCCUGUAACGUCGGCACUGACAUUACAGCCCCACCUCUGGCCACGGCCCCAGCUCCACGGGGGCCACCACGAUUCCUUGCACACCAGCGGUGGCCCCUCGCAGCAUCGCUCACUGCUGACGGCCUCCGUAGCUCUGCAAGUGCUCUGCCUCUUAUUUCGGCCGAGGGAGGAAGCAUGCUUGGGCCUCACACGUAAGAAGAAAAAUAACGCUCAGAAAAAAAGAAGUAAGAAGUCAUCAACAACAAGCUGUUUUUUUCACUUUUGAUUUGGCCAUGUAAAGCACAUUAUCUGCUAGUGCUACAGUACCAAAAAAAUCCGGCAACAAAGAGCCCACUGAUUCCUUAAUUACAGAUAACGGGGUGCUUGCGACUGCAGCAGGAAGCGGAGACAAGACAUCAAAGUGAGUGUUACAGGAAUAGCCCAUCUCAAGAGCACUCCAUAGCCUUCAAGAGAUCCAGUUUUAUAGCCUUUCACUGAAAAUAAAUUAUAGUUCUAGCAAAUACAUAAAGGCCCUUCAAUCUGGCAGAAUCAAGACUAGGAUGUUAGUAAGGUUGUGUAGGUUAAUUCACUCCAGGGACGACAGAACCAACACUGUCCCACAAGAUAUUUACUGCAAUCUGCUUUUAAGCAUGAAUUGCACGAUACAAAACUAACAAUUCUUGGAUACCCCAUUUGUCUACAUGUUAUUCUGUGAGCUGGCCACAUCCUGGUAUGAGCACAACUAGCCUGAAAUGCUAGGAAGCAUUCAGCCAAGGCAUUUCUGAGCAAAGAAAUCCUUCUGCAUGGGAGCAUCAACUAGGGACACUGAUUGUCAGAACACUGAAAUAAAUAAAUAGAAAUGUUACCUAAGAACUUCAUAGUUAUUUACCCAGUUUGGUCCUUAAGGGUCACUGAAAACAUGGACACAUUAGUAAACAGAUGCUCUUUACAUUCCUUUCUGAACAUCUGAGAAUAGUUUUUGUUUGUUUACCUCAAGAAAAACUCAGCCCUCCAGCCCUCAGUUAUUUCCAAAUUAAAGAAACCAAGAACUGUUCACUUCAUACAGUCACAAACCCUAGUAAAAAGGAACUGAUCAAUACGGCUUUGCAAGGUGCACUAUAAAAAGUCUAUUCACUUGGAAGGGUUUCCUGCUCAGGGACGUUAGUUUUGGAAGUGGCAGCGGAAACCGCGCGAGAGGAAGCUCUCCACCAGGACAAGCAAGGCAAACAUCCCGCACCUUACACAGGUCUGCAGGCACUGCUCAAAGAGCUGCCUAAAAAUUUCCAUGGAUAUUCCCUGGGUAAAACGUCACCCGAUUAUAGCAAACAUCAAGACUGCCAAGUGUUACACAGGCUGUCCUGUACUCAGGCGUGGUGCAAGAAGGGCACACACGUGGCUAUGCCUGCUUCCUGCUCAAAAGGUGCUCGGUGCUUCUCCAGCAAAAGUGCUGGUCUCACAGAGAUCAGCUCUUACUGGAACAUGCACGGCUCCGAAUGGUUAAAACUGCUCUUCAUCCUUCUGGUUAAUUAUAAUGAUUAAUCAGAAGUUUCAAAGAAAGGGAAGAAAAAAGUUUUUAAAAGCCCCAGUCUGGCUGUCAGAGGUACUGCUUCAGUUCUUCAGAAUGCUGUUGUUAUCCAUGCUGGGGGACUGCACGAUUGUCCCUAGCCCUGUGCUGUUCCCAUCACCACCAAGUCUUUGAAGUCAGACACAUGGAAGCUGAAAAAUCAAGUUUGAAAAAGCUGAAAUCAACACAAAGCACAAAGCCCCAGAGGCUGAUGACAAUGAAGCAAUCAACACACAAAACAACAGGAAUCCUCCGAUCAGCUCUGAAGAAGGUGCUGUCAUGAGCCUUUCUCAAGAAUAGCAGAAGCUGGAAGUCAGAACUUCCCAAAGAGUGAAGGUUUAAGAAAAAGCCAGAUGCAAAGCCCACAACGGAAUGGAGGGGCUGAAUGAAAACUAAGGAAAUGAAGUUAAGGGAUGGCACAUCCUGCCCUUCCAAGCCCCAAGCAAACAAACAAAAAACCCACCACAAUUCUCGAACACAGCCAUUGCAAAGACAAAAACUGGUCUGUUGUGGAAUGAAAGCAUUUAAGAAACUUAACAACAAAUCUUUUGUAAACUCAAGAUAACCAAAAGAAUUGCUAAGACUAGACUUCAAUCUGUUAAGUAAAAAAGGAAACCUUCAGCAGCAGAAAUAUUUUAAGAGUUCUACUUCACUAAAUUAAGUUACUCAAGACAUUUUUCCAAUAGUUUUAAGCUUUCAGGAAGGAGCUUUUUUCUGAACAUCAUUAUGAAAAAUUCCUUCAUAUUACCCUGGGGAGGAGAAAGCUGGCAGACCGAAGACUGAAGAGGAGGAUACCCCCCAAAAUUUACCCUGUGUGAUUACAUUCAUUUCCUUUUUCAUAUGCCACAGGUAAUUCCCCACACCCAAAUCAAAUAUGUCUACCAAAUUAUUUACUGCACAGCUGAGCAUCUGGUUAACACAGCAUUAGAUAUAAAAGAUGUAGGUACAUUUCAGAAAAAAGAAAAACUUUUAAGCUGCUUCCACCCUAUCAGCAAAACUAAACACAAAGACUGUUUUAUGAAGAUGGUAGAGCACGACCACCAUCUCUCAGACUUGCCACCACAUUUUACCUCGGAUGAGGUCACCCGGGGCUCUGCAGGACUGGAAGCACCUUUCCAACCAUGGGCGCUGUCUGUGACAUCACACAGUGCCCAGUGCCGGGCCGGCCGGCCGCUCACCCGCGGUUCCAGCAGCUCGGGCAGCCACCAUGGUGCGUGGCCACACCACCUGCCACCACGCAUGAUGCACACCAGCACCAGCUCACACAGCUCCCCAAAGCUCUCCCACCAUGGACGAUGCUGCGGUGCUUGAAAGGAAAGGUUACAGCCUGAGUGUCACGCUGGGAGAAGGCUCGUACGGCAAGGUGAAGUCAGCCUACUGCAACAAGUUGAAAUGCAACGUGGCCAUAAAGAUAAUCGACAAGAGGAAAACUCCCCAGGACUUCCUGGAGAGAUUUCUUCCCAGGGAAAUAGCUGCUUUGAAACGCUUGCACCACCCAUCGAUCAUCAAAACCUAUGAGAUCUUUGAAACAUCAAGUGGGAAAGUGUACAUCAUCAUGGAGCUGGGGGUAAAGGGAGACCUCCUGGACUACAUCAAGAUCACAGGAGCCAUGAAGGAGGACUUUGCUCGUUUAAAGUUCCAGCAGCUGGCUUCUGCCAUCAAGCACUGCCAUGACUCAGACCUUGCUCACAGGGACCUGAAAUGUGAGAACAUCCUUCUUGACAAAGACCUAAAUGUCAAGUUGUCAGACUUCGGCUUUUCCAAAUCCUUGUCUCGGGAUGAAAAUGGGAGAACUAUUCUCAGUAAAACCUUCUGUGGGUCUGCUGCAUAUGCAGCCCCUGAAGUGCUGCAGGGCAUUCCUUGCGACCCCAAGAUUUCUGACAUAUGGAGCCUGGGUGUCAUCCUGUAUACAAUGGUUUACGCAUUAAUGCCCUUUGAUGAUUCUAAUGUUAGAAAAAUGAUCUGUAUUCAGAAACAACACAGGAUUCCCUUCCCCAAGUCAAAAUACCUGACUACAGAGUGCAAGGACCUUAUUUACCACUUGCUCCAGCCCGAUGUAUCUCAGAGGCUGUGUAUAGAUGAAGUUUUGAGACACUCGUGGUUGCAGACUUCAAAAUCCCAAAUCCCUACCUCUCCAUCAGCUGCGGAAAUUGGUGAGUGUUCCCAAAACCUGCACGACGAAAAGCCUGAGCACAACCAGGAAGCCAAAACCCACUCUGCAGAACAGGAAGGAGAGAAGGAAAAUGGAUCCUCUUAAAAAUCGGUCCAACUUAUGAACUGCUGGUUUUCGACUUGAGCUUCUCUGAACCCUUUAAGAAACAGUCCUCGUCUUUUGCUUUACAAAGUAUAGAAACAUAAAAUACCGUGCAUCUGCUAAGCUGAAUGAACACUGCUGUUCUAAAAGACCCGUCUCUGAUACGGUUUGCAGGGACCAGAAGUUACGGUCAAAAGUACAUCAGAAAACUUUCAGGUCACAGUGCUGCUGACUGACACAUUUCUCACACGUUUCUCAAGUUUCUGAUUAUACCAGCUGCAGAAUUCAGUCCACUGUACACUCAGGAGCAUCAGUUUGAACUCCACUUACAUUAAACAGAAGCCCUCUAAAA
Messenger RNA from Cygnus olor (mute swan), 4341 nucleotides. It is a transcript of the gene TSSK2, whose product is annotated as testis specific serine kinase 2. The coding region runs from base 3024 to 3992 and encodes 322 amino acids. Gene Ontology annotation, molecular function: protein serine/threonine kinase activity; ATP binding; tau-protein kinase activity. Gene Ontology annotation, biological process: protein phosphorylation; intracellular signal transduction; microtubule cytoskeleton organization. Lineage: Eukaryota; Metazoa; Chordata; Aves; Anseriformes; Anatidae. Gene Ontology annotation, cellular component: cytoplasm. The record is from RefSeq and is a predicted model, not a curated record. The transcript has 2 exons.